Dreissena polymorpha is the source of this 1730-nucleotide messenger RNA. RefSeq names its product galectin-4-like. Gene Ontology annotation, molecular function: carbohydrate binding; galactoside binding. The transcript is spliced from 9 exons. The record is from RefSeq and is a predicted model, not a curated record. The coding region runs from base 128 to 1051 and encodes 307 amino acids. Lineage: Eukaryota; Metazoa; Mollusca; Bivalvia; Myida; Dreissenidae.
AACCGUUAAUUUUACUACGCGAAAAUUGUGCCUGGCUACGCUAUGCAAGAAAUUUAAGCAGACGACAUUUACCGCCUGUGUAUGCGAUAUGCAAACAUUGCGGAAGUAUUAGUAAACAGCUUCGGUGAUGGCGAAUACAGUCAGAAAUCCGUCAACCCCGUACGUGGGCCCCAUUUCUGUGGGUAUGACAGAUGGCGCCACUAUCCACGUGAGGGGUACCACGGAAAGGCACCAUGCUGGAUUCUUGAUCAGCCUGCAGUGCGGUGGAAGUACGGACCCUAGGAGCGACUGUGCAUUGGCCUUCAACCCUCGCUUCAACGAAAAACAGGUGGUCCGGAACAGUCUCCAGAGCAGCGCAUGGGGACCGGAAGAGCGCCACGGAGGUUUCCCCUUCCGGCACGGAGCUUCUGUUAACGUGUCUAUCGUGGUUCAUGCGGGACACUACACGGUGAAGGUGGAUGGUAACUAUUUCUGCGACUACAACCACCGCAUCCCGCUACACCGGGUAAGCCACAUCUCCGUGGAACAGGGGAUCCGCAUCAGUGAGAUCGUCUUCGAGGCGGCGCCCAUGGCAUAUCCACAUCAGGCGACUGGAUAUCCCGGCGUGGGACCUGUUGGGCCGAUCCUUAAUCCGCCGACUCCGUUUGUUCACAACAUGGGGUCGAUCCAUCCGGGCAAAAUGAUCUUCAUCAGUGGUAUCCCCAAUGCCAAACCAAGCAGAUUCAACAUUAACGUCGAAAGCUCGCCCGAUGGACCAGAUAACGCCUUCGUGUGCGACUUCCGGUUCAACUUCGGUUCAGAUCGUAACGUGAUUGUGCGCAACUCGAAGCAGAACAAUAACUGGCAAGCAGAAGAACGUGCUGUCAGUUAUUUCCCCGUGGCCCCGAAUGCCUUCUUUGAGAUGAUUAUCCUUGUGGAACAGUACUGCUUUAAGGUCGCCGUGAACAAUAACCAUCUUUUGGAAUACAACCACAGACUUCAGCCACUGGGAAAAUUCACGUUUCUGAGAAUCGACGGCGACGUGAGAAUCACGCAAGUGCGCUUCCAGUAAGGUCACUGACAUCAUUACGUUUCACAAAAUAUGUAUAUUAAAUCAAUCAUACAUGUGUAAAACAAUUCUUCGGAUAUUAAGAUGUUAUGCACGUAUUAGUGUGAUUUAUUUUGUUGAUUGCAAUCAUGUUAAGUGUAAACAUGUUAUCUGAUUAAUAAAUAGUAGUCAAUAGAUAUAUGUGACUAAAAUAUGAAAAAAGAGAGUACGUCACAUCCCAUGCAUUUUUGUUUGCUACUGAAAUUGUUUUGAACUAUGGUGCAUUUAUAGUCAUCGUUUAUCGAAUGUAAUUCUUUUCAUUAAUUGCAUAAUUUCUAUAUUUCUAGACCUUUAAACGGAUUAUAUACUAUGUGUAUUUCCUAAGUAUAUUACAGGUUCACAAUAUGAUAGAUCUGUUUUCUUUAUCUGUUUGCAUUGGUUCAAUUAUGUUGCCAAUCUCACGUAAUUGAUACAAUUUUAUUAUUGAUCAAUUGUAUACAACAAGACACCUUCGAGUCGUUCUCCUGGUAAGAACAUGCAAUACUUUAUGUCUUUAGAUGUUUAGAACACUAAUAAUUAUGAAUGGAGAGAAGUAGAGAACGGCUGACAACCUAGCUAUUACACAUCUCAUCAAAAUAUGUAAAUCAUGGACAUUUCUGUCAUUGUUUUGAAAGUUAACGUUAAAAUAAAGAGAAGAAGAUAG